Molecule: messenger RNA, 1035 nt
Organism: Bactrocera tryoni
Lineage: Eukaryota; Metazoa; Arthropoda; Insecta; Diptera; Tephritidae
Product: cuticle protein-like
Exons: 2
Coding region: 1-1035 (344 amino acids)
Cellular component (GO): extracellular matrix
Source: RefSeq, a predicted model, not a curated record
AUGGCUUUCAAGUUUGUGCUCCUAAUUUGCGUAGCAGCAGCAACGCAGGGAAUCGUUACCGCUGAAUUCAACUACAAUCCCGAUCUAUAUAAUGGCAACAAUAGCAAUAACAACCAAAACAACGGCGUGUAUAAUAUAAAUAGCUACAACGAUAAUGUCAAGCAGCCGGCCAACAGUUACAAUGCGCCAUUGGCAGCCCUCAACGCCUUUAAUGGUAAUGCGCCAGCGCCAUCACAACAACAACAACAGCAGCAACAACCAAAUUCCAAUGGUUAUAAUUACAACCCAAAUAAUUAUAACAACAACGCAGCUCAACAGCAACCAGAGAACCAACAAGGGCAGUCAGCGAGACAGAGCAACUAUGAUUUCAACAACGGCGCAGCCCAAAAGCAGCUCCCUAACUCCGUACCCACACCGGCUGGCUACGACUACAGCCCACAAAACUUUGCCGGUCUCACGUCAUCAUCGUCGGCUUCUGCUUCGGCCUCGGAAUCUGAUGCUACUUUCACCAAACUUGAGACAUCCUUCAACUCACAAGCUCACCACCGCGCCGCACCUACCGCAGCACCAGUGGAGGAAUACAAUCCACCCGCCAAAUACGAUUACAGCUACAAUGUGCAUGAUGACGAGACCGGUGACAUUAAGUCCCAUGCUGAAGCCCGUGAUGGCUACUUCGUGCAAGGCUCGUACAGUGUGGUCGAUCCAGAUGGUUUCCAGCGCACCGUUACUUACACGGUGGAUGGGCCUAGUGGGUUCAAUGCCGUCGUUAAUCGUGUGCCAUAUGCCAUCAAAGCCGCGCGUACAAUCACCCUGAGCGCGCCAGCUUCCUCUGUCGCACCCGUUACUAAGCUAGCAGAGUUGCCACUUAGCAAUGACAUUUCGCUAACAGAAUCUUCGGCAGUUUCAGCAUCAUCCUCCUCGGCUGCAGAGCAGAAAGCAAUUGAUACAGUAGGUACUGAAUUACCAGUACAACCACAUGACAGUUACUUGGCGCCCCCAGUCGAUUCCCGUGACGGUAAAGGGCCUUACCCGUAA